UGAAAAAUGAUCAUUGAAAACCUCGAUGCCUUGAAGACGUGGCUCUCGAAGACUCUUGAACCCAUAUGUGAUGCUGACCCUUCUGCUCUUGCGAAAUAUGUGGUUGCCUUGGUGAAGAAAGAUAAAUCCGAGAAGGAGUUGAAAGCACUAUGCAUUGACCAGUUGGAUGUAUUCCUUCAGAAAGAAACGCAAACAUUUGUGGACAAACUUUUUGAAGCUGUGAACGCAAAGAGUUACCUACCUCAACCAGAGCAGCCGACUUCCGCAAGCAGAACUGAAACUCACCAGCGCACAGAGAAAGAUGAAACAAAGAGAGAGGAGCCCAGCCGAGAUGAGGAUCGAGAAAAGAAAUUCUCCAGGAGAAUAAACCACAGUCCUCCGUCUAGCUCCAGAUACAGCCGAGACAGCAGGAGAGUAGAUGACCGUAAGAAAGAUGACCGCUCCAGGAAGCGAGAGUAUGACCGUAACCCUCCCAGAAGGGACUCGUACAGGGAACGUUAUAAUCGCAGGAGAGAACGCAGCCGCACUUACAGUCGCAGUCGUAGCCGCAGCUGGAGUAAGGACCGCACUCGGGACCGGGACCGAGACAGAGAUCGGGACCGAGAGCGGGACCGCAGCCGAUCACGAUCUCGCACACGGAAGCGAGAUUCUGGAAAGCCAAAAUACGAGCACAGUCGUCCAGAACGUCAGGAGGGGGGCGCGACCACUGAUGGCUACACCGCUACGCCUCUCACAGCCGGGAACUCCUCUGCUCAUUUCCCUGUGCCCACCCUUAGUAGCACCAUCACUGUCAUCGCCCCCACCCACCAUGGGAACAACACCACUGAGAGCUGGUCAGAAUUCCCUCAGGACCACACGCCCUUCGGCAGAGGCGGCCCACCAAGAAAACGCUGUCGUGAUUAUGACGAGAAAGGCUUCUGUAUGCGAGGAGACAUGUGCCCUUUUGAUCAUGGAAGUGAUCCAGUGGUGGUGGAGGAUGUUAAUCUUCCCAGCAUACUUCCUUUCCAGCCACCGCCUCUUCCUGGCGUUGACGGCCCACCUCCUCCAGGUCUGCCGCCCCCUCACUCACUCUUGACUCCACCAGUGAACCUCAGACCACCUGUGCCCCCACCGGGCACCAUGCCACCCAGCCUACCACCUGUAGCAGGUCCUCCUCCUCCGCUUCCUGCUCUGCAGCCCUCUGGUAUGGACGCUCCACCUAACUCCAUCACCAGCUCUGUGCCCACUAUAGUGACGUCAGGUGUCCGGCCUCCGAUCACCCAGCCUCCACCACCUCUCUUCACUUCAGAUUCGUUUGAGCCAGAGGUGUAUAAUCCUGAAGCCCCCAGCAUGACCUCACGGCCCAUGUACAGACACAGAGUCAACGCUCAGCGGCCCAAUCUGAUUGGUCUGACCAUGGGAGAAAUGGAUCUGCCCCCUAGAGAGAAAAUGUCAAACAACAACAGCGCUCGGAUAGUUUUAGAAUCAGACUCCAGGAAGAGAGGAGCAGGACUGCAUGAUGGAGCGAUUCCUGCAAAGAAACCCUGGUUUGACAAACCAAACUUCAACAAACCCAACCACCACGGCUUUCACAGGAAAAUGCCCUACUCUUCAGCAAACACCAAACUGGCCAUCCGUCAGAUUCCUCCUGAACUCAACAACAUCAGCAAACUAAACGAGCACUUCAGCAAGUUUGGCACCAUCGUCAAUCUACAGGUGGCAUAUAAUAAUGACCCAGAGGGGGCGCUGAUCCAGUUUGCCUCACCUGAAGAAGCCAAACGGGCCAUGCAGAGCACAGAGGCAGUGCUCAACAACCGCUUCAUCAGAGUACACUGGCACAGAGAGGACGCGGUGGAGCACACACACACCACUCCACAUCCGAGCCUGCAGAGAGCCCAGGAGCCUGUGGUGACCACACUGAAACAGUCAGUGAAAGACCGGCUCGGACCACUGCCCACAGCCCACCCUGAACCCUCACACGACCCCAGCGGCCCUCGACAGAAUACAGUCAAGGCUUCAGUGAAGGAGCGUUUGGGCCUCUCUAAACCAACUGGCCUUGGGGGAAAGGUCUUUUCCACAUCUACUGGCCUGACUAAGACUGUUUAUAACCCAGCUGCACUGAAAGCUGGCCAGAAGGGAGCGCCAUUUGGGAGCACCACUGUCAGCGCAGAAGAUGCCCUGAAAAGGAAACAGGAGACGCUGAAGCUUCAACAUGACGUUCGGAAAAAGAAACAGGAGAUUUUGGAGAAGCACAUUCAGACUCAGAAGCUGCUGAUAUCUAAGCUGGAAAAGAACAAGUCCAUGAAGGCGGAGGAUAAAGCUCUGAUCAUGCAGACCCUCACCACCCUCACCAACAGCAUCACCAAACUACAGGAGGAGAUGAAAGGACUGUCCAGUGCUAAUGCCCUCAAGACCACACUCAAGAGUAAAGCUCAGGCUCAAAAGGAGCUCCUGGACACGGAGUUGGACCUUUAUAAGAAAAUGCAGGCAGGAGAGGACACUGCUGAACUCAAGAUCAAAUACACUCAGCUGCAGUUGGAGGCUGCCAAAAGGGGGCUUCUGACCCCAGGACGUGGGAGGGGGGCCCACGGCAGGGGUCGGGGGGCCCUGAGGAGCCGAGGCCGAGGGGUUCGAGGACGCGGGAGAGGAGUCCCAACUCACGCUGUGGUGGAUCAUCGACCCCGAGCUUUAGAGAUCAGCGGUUUCGCUGAGGCUGAUCGAGUAGACCUGCUGCCACACUUCGCUCAAUACGGGGAGAUUGAGGAUUGCCAGAUGGAGGAUUCUAGUCUUGGUGCCAUCAUUACAUACAAAACUCGUGCAGAGGCAGAACAGGCGGCCAUCCACGGCGUUCGGUUAAAUAAUCAGGAGCUGCGUUUGGCCUGGCACAAGCCCGCGGCUUCCCUCAACACAACAGACCCGGAUGAGGUUGAACCUGAGGAUGAGGAGUUUCCAGAGGAUUCGCUCGUGGACGAUUCCCUGCUGCAGGACGAUGAUGAAGAGGAAGACGAUAACGAGUCGCGCUCAUGGCGCAGAUGAAGAUGAAGUCGUGUGUCCAGACCUGCUGCACUGCACCACUGGAGCGCAUCGGAUCUUGAGUUCUGUGUUUUUGAAAGGGUUGUUUUUAAAAAUCUGAUUUACAUUUCAUUGGCUUUUUUUAUUUUACUUAUCAAACUUGAGCAGCAAAUAGAAAAUGUUUCUCAAAAGGCUGUGAAUUUCAAUUACUGAGAUGUAAGAUAACACGAAUGAUUUGAUUUCUCGCCGUCAUCGUUUUGUUUCGUAUCGUGUCAAAACAUUGACUAACUUUUGGCGGCUGCAUUGUUUUUUUUUCUUUUUAUUUUAGUUUUUUUUUAAAUGGUCAGUAUGUUGACCCAAAUUUCUUUUCAACAGUUCUGAAAAUGUUACAGUUUGAGACAAAUAUGGGAAAUGUUUCGAUUUCAAAGACAACAGUAGAGCAUUUUUGAAGCGUUGUUAUAAAACAUGUUGUAUGCUUUCCUUAGUAUAAUCAGCCUGAUGAGGAUGUAGCUUUUUGUGUACAUAUUUUAUGUAUCAAUUUUAAUUGUUUGUAUGAAUUUGCUUCUGGAUUCAUCUCCUGGGUUUAAUUUUGAAAUGUAAAAAAAUAAAGAAUUGAAAUGGUCUAGAAAAAAUAUCAGCUGGAAAAAAAAAAAAAGAAAAAGAAAAAAAAGAGAAAAAAAAUAUUGAGAGCUCUGCUGCAAAAGCAGCAUUGAGAAAAAAAAUCUGAACAGCUGAAUAAAGACCAUUUCAACCCCCACCCCCCAAUCCUCACAAAAAGAGCAAAUUUCCUAAAUUCAUCAUGCAGCCACAGUACCAGCCAAGUAAGUAUGGAGCACAAACAGCAUCAAAUGAGGUAAGCAAAGUGUUUUAUAUAUUGUUUUACAUCUGUCUUUCUUUUCAGGUGACUAACUGUAACUUGUGCAUUUCUGUCCAUUAGGUCAUCUGUUUAUGGAUGAAGGUUGAACUACAUCGGAUCACCCCGUUACAAAUCGGACACUAAAACCUGUUUUUACAAUAUUUGUUGACCCUUGACGCCAUCGCACCAUCCUGACGACUUGUAUCUGGCCCACCAUACAACCUCUAAGCAUCACAUUUGCAUAGUGGAGAACGAAUGACCCAAUCAGAGCUGUAGCAGUCGGUUAUGUGGCUCUCCCACCUUGGUGCCUGUCGUGGAAGCUCAGCUAAUUGUGAAGAAUUUGAUUUGCUCUUGGAGUGUGCCAUGAAGCUCAGCUUUACCCCCACCAACUAAACCUCGCCUGGCCCAGCAAGGGGGCCCUUAAGUGGACGCUCGCCCCCUCCUACACAGCCUCAUGCUGCACUUUUCUCCCAAUACCCCCUCCGUCGGUCGCCGAGACCUGAUCUCUCACCAUUGUACAGGCCUAAAGUGAGUGUGUGUCCUAUUCCUCCCCUAGUUAAAAUUUGACCUUUGACCUCUCUCCCGGUGUAAUAUAACAUUUUAAUAAGCUUUGUUGGGUCAGUUAGUCUGUCGUUACUAUGGAGAUUGUCGCGGUGUGUGAGGGAUGUAAAUCGUGGUUCUUAAAUAGGCCUAUUUAAUCUGAGGGACCCCUGCAGCCCGACUACUCCGUAAUGAAGUGAUGUAUUUGUUAAACUCAGACUCAUCGUGAGCUGCGAGUCCAUGAGGCCAAUGUGUUUCCGGCGGAAUAAACUGCGUAAUGCGUUUACCGCAGAAAACGUGGGCUAACCAGUUUAGAGCGUGUCGGAGCGCUUCAGCUAACGCGUUUACAUUGGCCCAGUCAUUUGUAAAGACUCUUUAAUCUGUAAUUUGUGUCAGUAAGAUAAAUGGGUUUAUUUCUUAACCGGUGAAGCGAAUGGUGUUUGACUCUGAAAUUUAGAAUCGAAAAUAGGGUGUGAAGUUAGCAUCAGGACUUUUAUUGUUAGUCAUUUUAUUCUGAUUUGGGUCAUUAAUGUAUGCAAAAUCAUAAUUCGUCCUGUUUAUAUUAAUUUACAUGUAAUCCACAUCCAGUUCUGAUCAAAUGGGGAUUUAUUUAUUUAUUUAUUUGUUUGUUUCAUUAAAACGAAAAAAAUCUGCGAUGGGUGACGGUGCCCAGUGUUUUUCGUAGCCUCCUGCUAGUGCUGAGAAAAAGUCUUUAAUAUUUUAUGUGAUCACAGGCCUCUAUAAGCAAAUUUCAGUCCCUGGCAAGUUCAGCCAAAACAUGAUUAAUUUAGUGUUUAUCCCUGACAUCCUUAAAAAAAAAAAAACCCUCGGCCAGACGUGCAGAGCUCAGUUUGAGACUAAAUCUCUAACUCUACAUCAUAAAACAGGCCUGGGGAGGAAUCUUUGGUUGGGCCACAUUUUCUUAUUUGGAUAUCUGAGAAAGACUGAGCUUCUUUGAACUGGGUUUUAUAACGCUGUGCAGCGGUCAAUAUAGACCGAGCAAAUCUUACUGCUUACAAGAAUUUUGAUAAUUAUUUUUGUUUGUUUAUUCUACAUUUGCUUUUAUUUUUUGUUUUGGUAAAAUGAUCCAGUAAAGUAAGAUAAAUGGUGGUCUUGUCUACCUAAUGCAGACGUGACCUCAUUUACUCAACAGAUUUGAAAGUUUUAAACUUUAGAUUACUGAAAUUAUAACCAAGAAUACAUAGUGUUCCUAUACCUUUAGAGAGUUUGUUCACCCAACAUCAUCAAUUACUCCCCCUCAUGGCCUUCCAAACCCAUCAAACUUUCGUUGAUCUGCCAAAAACAAAUGAAGAUGUUUUUAAUAAAACCUGAGAGAUUUCCAUUCCACUGAAAUUUUGACACUUCAACAAGUUCAUAAAGAGGUUCUAAAAGAAAUCCAUAUGAAUUUGGAGCAACAUGAGGGUGAGUAAUUGAUUGAGAGAAUGUUCAUCUUUGGGUGACCUGUCCCUUUAAAUGACUGAAACAGUGGAAAUGUUGUUCUGUAUGUUAAGGCAAUGGUCACAUUGUGGACUUUGAGCAUGCAAAAUGUAGGUUGUCACACUCUACUGUAGAGUUUCUGUUUAUAAUACAUUACACAGCCCUGCAUCUUGGAAAAACAUUAAGCUGAUUUGCAAAAAAGGCCUAAUGUUACCUAACUUGAUUCUGAGAAAAAGCAGUCAAAAGUUUUUGUUUUUAUGGCAAAACAAAACAUUCAAAAUUUAUAACGUUUAACAAUUUGCAAAGGAGUGGAAAUCAGGAUUUGGCAUAAAGCUUUCAAAAUCAUUCAUGUGAAAAUGAGCUGAGAAUUAAAAAAAAAAAAAAAAACAGAAGUUGUAAUCUGGCUCAGAGAAAGAUAUUAAUCUUGUGCCAGUUUUUCUGAUGAUUAUGGGAUAAUACAAGAGUUUUCACCUCGCAAAUGAUUGUCAAAAGCAAAAGUGCUACAAAAUCAUAUUUUGUGAAAAAGUGUAACAUACUCAAGCAAAACAUACACUAUUUUUGGAAUCAGCAACCCAAAAUCAAUAAGAAACAAGUACUGGAUUUCAUUCAGCAAAUAUGAUGCAGGGUAGUGUAAUAAAUCACAAAUGGUUUGCUUUCAAAAUCAAUGAUUGCAUUCAAAAUCUGAAACCAUCUGAAGCUGCCCCCAUUUCCAAGACAUUAUUCAAAGGACCAUCUAAGCUCAUGUUCUUCUAGUACUGUUUUAAUGAACUAAAAAAUGUGUCAUUUUAAUGCUGUGCAUUUCUAUUUUUAGUGUUUUAGCCGUUUAAGAUCAAUGCAACUAAAAUAAAAAUUCAAAAUUUAUUUUAAAGGGGUUAUCAGAUGCAAAAU
Messenger RNA from Onychostoma macrolepis, 6712 nucleotides. It is a transcript of the gene rbm26, whose product is annotated as RNA binding motif protein 26. Bases 7 to 3015 code for a protein of 1002 amino acids. Gene Ontology annotation, biological process: mRNA processing. Gene Ontology annotation, molecular function: RNA binding; metal ion binding. Gene Ontology annotation, cellular component: nucleus. NCBI's taxonomy places the organism in Eukaryota, Metazoa, Chordata, Actinopteri, Cypriniformes, Cyprinidae. The record is from RefSeq and is a predicted model, not a curated record. The transcript has 23 exons.